Messenger RNA from Komagataella phaffii GS115, 732 nucleotides. Its product is annotated as Subunit of the RNA polymerase II mediator complex. The transcript has a single exon. The record is from RefSeq and is a predicted model, not a curated record. Gene Ontology annotation, biological process: regulation of transcription by RNA polymerase II. Gene Ontology annotation, molecular function: transcription coregulator activity. Bases 1 to 732 code for a protein of 243 amino acids. NCBI's taxonomy places the organism in Eukaryota, Fungi, Ascomycota, Pichiomycetes, Pichiales, Pichiaceae. Gene Ontology annotation, cellular component: core mediator complex; mediator complex.
AUGGAAGACGAGCAACAUGGGCUCAUUAGUGCGUUAUACCCUCCUCCGCCUCCGUAUUUGAAAUUUUUCACCAGUAAAAACGUUGAAAAACUUAAAGAGUUGAGAGAAACAAAGAGUGAUGAAGAAAUACAUCAGCAGGUGAAAGGAACGGAGUUGCAAUUCCUCAUUCCCCCUACAAAGCCAGAAGGGGAGUCAUAUCGAUCAUUUGGAAGUGUCUGGAGCUUUAAAGAUAAAUUCAUAGAUCUCAAGGCUUCUGGAAUUCAACAAUUGUAUCCAAAUUUCAUAUCUGAGGAGAAUGACCAGGACGAAGUAUUCUCCCAUGAAAGACUAACAGAAAUGAAAAAAAUGACCAAAUCUUUGCUGCUAAACUUCUUAGAGCUACUGGGCAUAGUUGCUAAGAAUCCCAGUUAUGCUAAUCAGAAAAUAGAGCAUAUACGGAUCAUUUUGAUAAAUUUACAUUAUCUGUUGAACAGCUAUCGAUUGCACCAGUCCCGUGAGAUUUUGAUACUAGAAAUGGAAAGCAAGAUACAACAGGACAAAGCUGAGAUUGAAAACAUUGAAACGGUUUGUGCAAGAAUAGAAGAAAAAGUAAGGACAUUGGUUAAAAAGAACGUGAUAAUAGUUCCAGAAAAGAACGGUAUGAUGGAAGUAGACGAUGAAAAAGAAACUGACAUAGAAGCUAAACGUCAAGAGGUGAUAGAUAGCUUACUUGAAGAGGAAUACAUAGAAUAA